Messenger RNA from Cylindrotheca closterium, 1038 nucleotides. The record is from the annotation of a GenBank genome assembly. Lineage: Eukaryota; Bacillariophyta; Bacillariophyceae; Bacillariales; Bacillariaceae.
AUGGGAAUCUUACACGAAAACGACGCUGCUCCUCCCAAGGAUAUUCAACGAUAUUAUCCAAUUGGCACUCCUGGAAAGCCGUGGACCAAAGAAGAAGAUGAUGAAUGGAAGAAGCUAACCAAACUUCAACGAUCCUACAAGGAAGAAGUCCUUGACAAACUAACCGCCAUGCAAGUAGACUCAUCCUCAAAUAACGAAGAAUGGUUUGAAAUCAAGCAAUAUGGUUCCUUGUCCCACAAUCCUUCCAAGUAUCCACUCAUGGCGGUUCAAUCCAAAGCAUUUGAUGCUACCAAACCCUUUGUCUUGGUCACGGGUGGCGUCCAUGGGUACGAAACAUCCGGAGUUCAAGGCGCCAUUCAAUUUUUGACGCAGGAAGCUGCCAAAUAUGCCAAGGACUUUAAUCUGGUCAUUUUGCCCUGUGUCAGUCCCUGGGCGUAUGAGCACAUUCAACGAUGGGAUGCUGAAUUGCUGGAUCCCAAUCGGUCCUUUCAACCGGACGAUGAAUCCAAGCAAACGGAAGAAUCCAAGGCAUUGAUUUCCCAUUUGAAACAAAUUGAAGAAUCCGCCAAAAAGAGCAACGACAUUGGCGAAACCAAACCGAAAUAUUUUUGGAAGUGCCAUGUGGACUUGCACGAAACCACCAAUACGGAUGCCACGGAAUUCAUGCCGGCCAAACAUGCCAAGGCUGGUUUGCCAUAUGAAGGAGAAGUCAUUCCCGAUGGUUUUUAUCUAGUGGCCAACAAUGCCAACCCGCAAUUGGAAUUCCAUCAAGCAGUCAUUGACAAGGUCAAGAAAGUGACGCACAUUGCACCACCCGAUGAAAAUGGUGACAUUAUUGGUGAACCGGUCGUUCAAGAAGGUGUCAUUCAAGUGCCGGCACGGGAAUUGGGAUUGUGUGGUGGCGUCACCUUGGGUGAAUAUGCCACUACGACCGAAGUCUAUCCGGAUUCUCCCAAGGCGACGGAUGAAAUUUGCAAUCGAGCGCAAGUUGCCUCUGUUGUCGGGGCGCUGGAAUACAUUUUGACCAAGGCAGGCUAA